AUGAGUUCGAAUAAGAACGAUAAUACCGCUACAACAAGCACUGUAAGCCUCGCGUUUACAUUCGAAGCAGAAAAUUUUCGCAAAAUUCAGCCAAAAGAAUUUAUAAAAAAAUUUCUUGAACACAAUGUUCGACCUGACGGAAGAGUUUUUCGUCAAUUUCGAAAAACCACAAUAAAUUCUGGGCACAUUUCAACAGCGGAUGGAUCCGCGGUAGUUCGAAUAGGCAAUACUACUGUCGUUUGUGGAAUUAAAACUGAAGUCGCCGAACCAAAGACAAGUACACCUAAAGAAGGCUACUUUGUUCCAAACGUUGAGCUUUCGCCAAUUUGUUCUUCGAAAGUUAAACCAGGACCUCCAAGUGAGCAGGCACAGGUCAUGAGUGAAAAUAUAAACAAAUUACUAAAGAGCUCUUCGGUAAUAUCUUUAGAAGAUUUAUGCAUUGAGGAGGGUAAAGCUGUUUGGGUUUUAUAUGCUGAUAUAGUUUGCAUUAAUUACGAUGGGAAUGUAUUUGACGCGUCAGUUAUCGCAAUUAUUGCAGCACUCAGUAAUUUGCGGCUUCGUAAAGCCGAAUAUAAUGAAGGUUUAGUGACAGCUACUGAGACGCGUCCAAUCAAGUUGAACCUUUCUAGACUCCCGUUUUCUUCAACUUUUGCAUUCUUUGAUGGGUCGUACCUAUUAGCAGAUCCCAACGAUACAGAAGAAUCGAUUAUGGAAGAGAUGAUUACAGUCGUCUGCGAUGAAACGGGUCAAAACAACAGGCGCCUUUUCCGUUCAACAUUCAAUAAUCUCAAUUAUUCCUCAAGGACUCCGAUUUGCAUACCAACAACCAAUUCUCAGAUAGCACAAAAAUCUCAACUACAAUCGCCAUCAUUCUCUUCAUUAUUCUCGAAUUUUCAUAUUCCUAACUGUUCGUUUCGAAGCGUCAUUCAAUCACAAUUCUUACAUACAACUCGUACACGUAAUCCGUUAUAUUUACCCGGGGAAUUACGUAUUCUUGGCUGCAAAGCAAAUUACUCGAACAAUAAAGUUGUUGCUGAAGAUCAAGAUGCUAUAAAACAUAAAGCGAUUCAUUUUGAGACUGAAGAAGCAAAAAUGAACGAGAAAACCUCGACUAGUAUGUUAAAAAAGAAACCGAUUUUGACGCGAAUUAAAGAUGAAUUGGUGCAUUAUUGGGAUGGAACAAAGCUGUUAGGAUUGGAAAUAAAAAUCUCUGCGAAACUUUUGUUCAAAAUUUUGAGAGGACAAAAAUUAACCCGUCGUGAAGAUCGUCAGCUUCGAAGAACGACGCAGGACUUAGCUCGUCUUGUCCCGUUUGCUGUAUUCAUCAUAGUGCCAUUUAUGGAAUUCUUGCUUCCCGUUGCCCUAAAACUAUUUCCCAAUAUGUUGCCUAGUACCUUCGAGGAUAAAUUCUCAAAGGAGGAAAAAAAGAGAAAGCUUUUAAAGGUUCGUCUCGAGAUGGCCAAAUUUUUGCAAGAAACAAUCGAAGAGAUUGGUGCGUCUGGAUCAGGUCGUGAAGGGGCCGCUAAAGAAUUUUCAGAGUUUUUCCGAAAGGUCAGAUCAACUGGAGAACAAGCUUCCACAGAAGAUCUUCUUCGGAUAGCAAAUCUUUUCGAGGAUGAAUUGACAUUAGACAAUUUAUCCCGGCCUCAGCUGGUCAGCAUGUGUCGAUAUAUGGGCAUUAAUGCAUUUGGGACCGAUAACUUUCUCAGAUAUCAAAUACGCAACAGAAUGAAAAGCAUCAGAGAUGAUGAUAAAAUGAUUCGUGCUGAGGGCAUAGAUUCUUUGACCGUUCCCGAACUUCAAGCUGCAUGUCAGUCACGUGGAAUUAGAACGAUUGGUGUUUCUCCUGCGCGACUACGCAACGAAUUGAAUCAAUGGUUGGAUUUGCAUUUAAAUCACAAAGUACCGUCGUCACUUUUAAUAUUAUCACGAGCAUUCAGUUUCGCUGAUAGAUCCGAAUUAGAGGAUCAAGCUCAAGCAUUGCAAGCAACAUUAAAUAGUUUGCCGGAUAAUCUGGUAAACGAAGCGGAAUUAGAGGUCUCCGAGGCAUCCGCUACAUAUAAGCAGAAACUAGAAGUUAUUGAGCAACAAGAAGAAUUGAUUGCUGAUGAAAAGGCUCAAGAAGAGAAAGAAGAGGCUGCAAGAAGAGCUCAAAAAGAGGCAGAAGAUGCCGCGCAAGAAGCUGCAUUUGCUGAAAAUGUUUCGCCAAAUGAAAAAGUUACUUUUGUUGCCAAAGAUGAUGCUCGAAUGACACAACAACAACUUCAAGAACUUCGUGAUGCACUCACGAUAUUAUCAUCAAAAUCGGCAGUAUUGGAGGAACGCGAAGCAUUAAAAGAAAUCAAAGAUGAUCAUGAAGAAUACAAAGAGGACAUGGAAGAGCAUAUCGAGACUGGCGGUAAAGAAUCAAAAGCUUCACUUCGCCUAGGCGAUCGCCUCGAAAAGAUGAUUCAAAAAAUUGAUUCUGAACUGGAGCAAUACGAUAGUGAAGUUGGUUCGAGACUUAAUCUUAUCCAAGCAAAUGAAAGCGGACAAAUUACCGUUUCUGCAUUGGAAGAGGCAUUACGUGUCAUCAAACACACGCCAGGUGAUAAUGAACGUAUUAAAAAGAUUGUAAAAAAAUUGGAUGUUGAUAAUGAUGGAUUAGUAUUCCUGGAUCAUAUAUCCGAGUUGUGUGAUGAAAAGGAAGGAAUGGGGGUUUUGAUGGAAAAUGAAGAGGAAAAGACUGCCGAAAAGAAACCAAAAAAAGAAGAUAUUUUGAAGGAUGAUUAA
Messenger RNA from Ambispora leptoticha, 2772 nucleotides. The record is from the annotation of a GenBank genome assembly. NCBI's taxonomy places the organism in Eukaryota, Fungi, Glomeromycota, Glomeromycetes, Archaeosporales, Ambisporaceae.